This is a messenger RNA of Darwinula stevensoni, 1635 nucleotides long. The record is from the annotation of a GenBank genome assembly. Lineage: Eukaryota; Metazoa; Arthropoda; Ostracoda; Podocopida; Darwinulidae.
GUUUAGAGCCAUGUGCUUCAAGGACACACCACGUGCUGUUCGUAGUCUUCGCUUCAUUACUUAGCACGCAAAUUUUCGCAACAGAUAUGAGGCAGUUCACCAAGCAUGGCAAAAUUGUAUGGAUCAGUUGCCUCAAGCACUCUCAAUCAAAGCAUUUUGGAAGUCCCUUAAUUCGUUUAUGCAGAUUCACAACCCCCGUCAGAUGCCACACCAUCAUUCAAUGCGCCGUCGUAGGAAGCGGCCCUGCAGGAAUGUAUUGCGCGCAACGACUUUUAAAAGGCUUGGAGAGAGUCAAGAUUGACAUCUAUGAAAGCCUUCCAGUCCCAUUUGGACUGGUUAGGUAUGGGGUCGCACCAGAUCAUCCAGAAGUGAAGAAUGUCACGAACACCUUUACCAGUAUACUUUCUGAGGACAGGGUGGAGUUCUGUGGCAACAUUCACAUUGGGAAAGAUGUGAGAACAAAAAUGUUGCAAGAGGCUUAUCACAUUGUGAUAUUGAGUCACGGUGCAGAUGCUGAACGAGUUCUUGGAAUCCCAGGGGAAUCCACUGCAAAGAAUGUAAUAUCAGCCCGGGAAUUUGUUGGCUGGUACAAUGGUCUGCCUCAAAACAGAUGCAUGCAGAACAAGCUUGACCUUGAAUGUGAAGAGGCUGUGAUUGUUGGUAUUGGGAAUGUGGCACUUGAUGUAUCCAGGAUCCUCCUCUCACCAAUUGACCUGUUGGCUGAGACUGACAUUACAGAGGAGAGCUUGGAAGUGUUGAAGAAAAGCAAGAUUCGACGAUUAACUCUACUGGCACGCAGAGGUCCUCUUCAAGUUGCCUUUACUAUUAAGGAGUUCAGAGAAAUGACAAAAAUACCUGAUGUACUCACCAUCUUUGACCAACCAGAAAUGGUCUCCAGCCUUCAGUCUGUCAUCCCUGAUCUCCCUCGUCCAAGAAAACGCCUGAUGGACCUCAUGCUGCAGACAUCAAAAGCUACAGUACCUGCUGCCAAAAAGGAGUUUCAUAUCAGAUUUCUCCACUCACCUACCUCUUUCAAUGUUGAUGAGGAUGGAAAACUAUGUUCUGUCACUUGUGCUAUCAAUGAACUUCAUCCAGAAACAAAGAAGGUACUCAGUACAUCUAGUCAGAACACUAUCAUGGGUGGAUUGGCAAUGAGGAGCAUUGGAUAUCAGGCAAUUCCACUAGAAUCAGAAUUACCUUUUGAUGUUCAUCAAGGCAUCUACAAGCAUCAAGUUGGGAGACUGGAAGGAAUGCCAGGUACAUACUGCUGUGGCUGGGUGCAGACUGGUCCUGAGGGUGUCAUUCUGAGUACAAUGAGCAAUGCUUUUGCCCUCUCUGGCACUAUCUUAAAGGACUUGAAAUCCAUGAGGAUUGAGGAAAAGCCUGGGCUUGAUAUUGUCAAGAACUACCUCAGUGCUCAAGGUCACCCUGUGGUAUCAUUUGAGGGUUGGAGAAAGAUUGAUGCUGAAGAACAGAGAAGAGGGAAAGCAAAAGGGAAGCCAAGGGAGAAAAUGACAGAUGUAGGAGAGAUGAUCCAGAUUGCAAUAUGAUGAUUCCAUGAAAUGAUAUUAUGUUAAUUGCUUUGACUGCAAACCUUUACUAAUAUAUCCCUACAGAUUGACAUUUUAUGAUACA